Messenger RNA from Arachis duranensis, 891 nucleotides. RefSeq lists its product as uncharacterized. The record is from RefSeq and is a predicted model, not a curated record. The transcript has 4 exons. NCBI's taxonomy places the organism in Eukaryota, Viridiplantae, Streptophyta, Magnoliopsida, Fabales, Fabaceae. Bases 1 to 891 code for a protein of 296 amino acids.
AUGCGCAAACAACAAAUUGAAGAGGUAAAAUCCACCAGAAAUUUUUUACAACUUGCUGACAAUUCUCUUAAAUUUUCUUUAGGUGUUGUUGAGAAUUUACUGGUGAAGGUGCGGACGUUCAUAUUCCUUGCAGAUUUUGUCAUCUUCGAUAUGGAGGAGGAUGUCAAUGCUUCUAUUAUAUUGAGAAGACCUUUCCUUGCUACAGGGAGAGCCUUAAUUGAUGUUCAAAAAUGUGAAUUAACAUUGAGGGUGAAUGAUGAACAAAUUGUGCUCAAUGUAUUUAAAGCCCUACAGCAUCCUAAUGAUUAUGCGGAUUGCAUGAAAAUUGAUAUCACUAAUCCAUUGGUGCAAGAGGCAUUAGAAGAAGAAGAUUUUAAUGAGUCACUUGAGUCCUCUAUUGAAGUUGAAGUGGGUGAAAUUGAAGAUUACAGACCACCCAAGGGAGCAUCAUACAUUCCUUCAAAGGAUUACAAUCAAAUUGCUGUGGACCCUUAUGAUCAAGAGAAGACCGUGUUCACAUGUUCCUUUGGAGUCUUUGCUUACCACCAUAUGCCUUUUGCUUUGUGCAAUGCUCCUGUGACUUUCCAAAGUGAUGUUGCAAUUGGAGCUGUUUUGGAAAAAAGGCAAGAUGAGAUUUUACAUGUUAUAUAUUAUGCAAGCAGGGUACUCAAUGAUGCUCAAAGGAAUUAUACAACUACUGAGAAGGAGUUACUUGAUGUGGUGCUUCUUCUACAAGAGUUUGAUAUUGAAAUCAGCGAUAGGAAGGGUUCCGAAAAUCAAGUAGUGGACCACUUUUCUCAUAUUGAACUUGUGAAAGCUCAAGAACCUCCACCUCCGCUUCAUGAAGAGUUCCCUGAUGAGCAUUUAUUGGCGAUUCACAAGACACUCUAG